UCCCUCCGGGAGUCCUCCACUUCCGCUGGGUCACUGUAGUCGCCACUCUCUCCCCCUAAAAGCUCCGAAGGCCGCUCCCUUCUCCAGUGCUGCACGUCCGCCCGCACUCGGUGGGUCAGACCAGCGACAUGGAGGGUUGUGUAGGGGAGGAAUCUUUCCAGCUGUGGGAGCUCAAUCGCCGCCUGGAGGCCUACCUGACCCGGGUAAAGACGCUGGAGGAGCAGAACCAGCUGCUCAGCGCGGAGCUUGGGGGACUCCGGGCGCAGUCCGGGGAUGCCUCCUGGCGGGCCCGAGCCGACGACGAGCUGGCAGCGCUGCGGGUCCUCGUCGAUCAGCGCUGGCGGGAGAAGCACGAGGCCGAGAUGCAGCGCGACAACCUGGCUGAAGAGCUGGAGGGCGUGGCGGGUCGGUGCCAGCAGGUGCGGCUCUCCCGGGACCGGACCAGCGAGGAGGUCGCCUGCAGCCGGCGUGCGCUCGAGGCGGAGAAGAGUGCGCAGGGCUGGCUGAGCACCCGGGUUGCGGAGCUGGAGCGAGAGUUAGAGGCUGUGCGGGCGGCGCACGAGGAAGAGCGCGCGCACCUGAACGCGCAGGCUGCCUGUGCGCCACCCCGGCUCGCCGCGCCGCCCCACGGACCGCCCGCUCGGGCCCCGGAGGUGGAGGAGCUGGCCCGACGGCUAGGCGAAGCGUGGCGCGGGGCGGUGCGCGACUACCAGGAACGCGUGGCUCACAUGGAGAGCUCCCUGGGCCAAGCCCGCGAGCGACUGGCCCGAGCCAUGCAGGGUGCUCGAGAGGGUCGCCUUGAGCUGCUGCAGCUGCAGGCUGAACGCGACGGCCUCCAGGAGCGCAGAGAGGCGCUGGAACAGAGGUUGGAGGGCCGCUGGCAGGACCGGCUGCAAGCCACUGAAAAGUUCCAGCUGGCUGUGGAUGCCCUGGAGCAGGAGAAGCAGGGCCUACAGAGCCAAAUUGCUCAGAUCCUGGAAGGUGGGCAGCAACUGGCACACCUCAAGAUGUCACUUAGUCUGGAGGUGGCUACAUACAGGACUCUGCUGGAGGCUGAGAAUUCCCGGUUGCAAACACCUGCCCGAAGUUCCCAGGCUUCCCGUGGCUUUCACGACCCCAAGCUGAAGCUGCAUUUCCUUCGGACACCAGAGGAUCAGCACCUGGGAUCUGUGCUCCCUGUCCUCAGUCCGACACCCCUCCCUUCCCCUGUGCCCAAUACCCUUGAGACGCCAGUGACAGCCUUUCGGAAGACCCAGGGAUUCCUUCAGGCCCAAACCCCCACCUUGGCCAGCACACCCAUCCCACCCAUGCCUGAGGCUCCCUGUCCUACAAAAGCAGAAGCCAGAGCCCAGGAUGCCCCUCGUUCCCUGCUGCAGACACAGGGUGGGAGGCAACAGGGUCCAGAGCUUCUCUGGACCAAAGCCACCGUGUCUGUUUCCACCAGUGAGGAGCCUGGGGGCAAGCAGCUCAGCCACUUACCCAAAGAUCUGACCUCCUCAGCCCACCCUGUGUUAGAGACUAAAGAUGAAGAAUCCAGUGAGUCUAGAGUGUCUAGCAUGUUCCAGGAAGAUGAAGGGCAAAUCUGGGAGCUAGUAGAGAAAGAAGCUGCCAUAGAGGUAAAAGGAGAGCAUAGCUCGGCACAGGAGACACAAGAAGAUGGUCUGGACAUGGAAGAAAUCCAGGAUUCCCAGGGUCCUUUGCAAAAGGAAACCCUAGAGGCUCCAGAAGAGAAGCCACUGAUGUCUAUGAAAAUCCAGAACCACGAGACACCAGGGAAGGAGAAUUGCAAUUCUCUGAGGUCUAUAGACCAGACCCUGGGAACUCUAAAAAGCUCAGAAGAAAAACAGACACUGCUGAAGUCUUUAGAAGAAAAGGAUGUAGAGUCAGAGAAAACUCUAGAAAGGGGGCUUCCUGAGCUGUCUAAGCCUUUAGGAAAAGAAGACCCAGGAAUUGAGGAUGAUCAAGAAUUAAUAUCUCCUGAAAGUACACUAGAGACUGUUUCAUCUAUAGGAAAAGAAAACCAAGAAGUAGUGAGAUCUUCAGAAGAGAACUUAGAGCCAUUGACAGCUUUUGAAAAGAAAAGCCAGCAUCCACUGGGAUGUCCAGAAGAAGAGAACCAGAUAGUUGAGAGGCUAAUAGAAAAGGAGGGUCAAGAGUUCCUGAGGUCUCUGGAAGAGGAGGACCAGGAGACCUAUAGAUGUCUGGAGAAAGAGAAUGGGGAGCCGUUAAAGUCUGUAGAAAAAGAGGACCAGUUGGUUGAGAGGCUGAUAGAAAAGGAGGGUCAGGAGUCCCCGAGGUCUCUGGAAGAGGAGGACCAGAGUAUUGUGAAGCCUCUAGAAAGAGAGAAUCAGGAAUCUCUGAGGUCUCUUGAUGAAAUCCAGGAGACCAUUAUACCACCAGGAAGCAAGAAUCAGAAGCAACUGAAAUCUCUAGAAAUAGAAGAGGAGCAGAGAAUUGUGAAACCUCUAGUAAAAGAAGUGGAGCUCCUGAGGUCUCUCGAAGACAGUGACCAGAUGACUGAGGGCCUGGUACAGGAUGAGACACAGGAGUCCCUGCGGUCUCAUAAAGAUAGAGACCAGGAGACCCAGGACCCACAGAGGUCUUUAGAAGACAAUGACCAGAUGACUGGGGGCCUGUUCCAAAACGAGAUUCAGGAGUCCCCGAGGUCUCAUAAAGACAGAGACCAGGAGACCCAGGACCCACAGAGGUCUCUAGAAGAAGAGGGCCAGGGGAUUGUGAACUAUCUAGAAAAAGAAGAUCAGGAGUUCCUGGGGUCUUUAGAAGAAGAGCAGCAGAUGGUCAAGCAAUCUCUAGAAAGGGAGAGCCAUAAACCACUGAGUUCUGUUGAAAAAAAGGACUGGAUGACUGAGAACCUAGACACAGAGAGUCAGGACUCGGGGAAGUCUUUUGAAGAUGAGAACCAGCAGAUCUUUAGAUCUCUGGGGAAAGAGACUCCAAAGUCCCUGUGGUCUCCUGAAGAGCGGGACCAAGAGAUACAGAGAUCUCUUCAACAAGAGACUGGACAGAUAGUGAGGGGUGUAGGGGAUGAGCAGCUGGCAGUGAGACAGCCAGAGUUAGAGACGCCUUUUGGAAGACAGAGCCCAGUGUCACUGGAAGGAAGAGCGGAGACAGUGAAGUCUUCAGACACAGAGAACAUAGAGCCACUGAAGAGUGCUGAGGCGGGCCUGCAGACAGUGAACUCUGUGCAAGUGCAAGAGCCAUUGUGGUCUCCAGAAGUGACUAGAGAGACAGCAAAACCUCUAGAAAAUGAAAUUCAGGAAUCACUGGGGUAUGUGUAUGGGAACCAAGAGACCCUGAGACCCCUUGAAAGGGAGAAUCAAGAAUUGAGAUCUCUGGGCAAGUGGAACCUAGAGACUGUGGACUCUCUAGAAGGGAUGGGGGCGGCUGGGCAGCAGCUGGAAGCAGAAGGCUGCCUAGAUAGGAAUGAGCAGCAAGAAUCAGCGAGGUCUCUGGCAGAGGUGGGGCAGGAGCUGCCUGGCUCUGGAAAGCAACAGAGGUGGGAGGACAUGGUGGAGGACGGAGCAGUGAAUCAGGACCCAGUCCUAGGGAGGACAGGCGUGGAAAGCGAGGAAGAGGCAGAGCUGCCCCUGACUGGGCAAAGUGGGAAGGAAGAAGCUGCUGAGGACAGGGAGCUAUGGCUACAAGUCACAGGGGAGGCCUGUAGCCUGGGGAGCUCUGAGCCCAAGGAGCAGAGGGUCCCCAGUGAGGAAGACAGCAGGAAGGGGAGCGCUGAGGCCUUCCAGGACAUGGAGGGACCACCAGAGCAGGUGGAGACCUUAGAGGUCCCAGUUGCCCAGGGAAUGCCAGAAGUGACAGAGCCCCUGUUGCAAGAUGAGGCUAUAGCCCUAACAGGUGAACAAGACUCCAAAGAGCUUGCCCUGGGCUCAGAGGCUGCUACCAGAGAUGGACUGGAGCAGGAAGUGAUAGGGUUAGGGGAGCCAAAGCAUCUGUCCAGGGAGGAGGCCAUGCACCCAUCACUGGGGGAGCAAAGUGUGGAGGUAAAGAUAGCUCAGGACUUGGAAGGACCAUCGGAGGCAGGCACUCUGGAGUCAGAGAUCUUUGACUUGCCCAAGACUAGCAGGGAUGCUCUAGAACCCAAGAGCUUCAAGGAGUCAGAGCCUGCGGUGGCCUGGGGAGUAGAGGAGGCCUCAGUGGAGACAGACCAUGAGGGCAGUGCUGUCCCUCAGCCCAGGCUCUCAGAGACAGAGGAAGAUGAGGAUGCACAGGCUGUACCGGCACUCCCUGGUCCCAAGUUCAUGGAACCUUCUUCAUACAUCCCAGCCCUGGAAGAUGCCUGUGAGCUGCAGCCCCAGGCUGAGGAAAUCCAGGAAGCUGGGUGGCAGCUAGGAGGUGGGUCUGAAGCUCUGAGGAAAGUAGGAGAUGAGCAAGAGUUUGGUCUGGGGGAGACUCCCGAGGGCCUCCAGGAUUGGGAGGAGAGCAGAGAAGAGAAUGAGGCAGAUGAGUUAGGAGAAACUCUCCCGGACUCUACUCCCCUGGGCCUCUACCUGAGGUCCCCUACCUCCCCAAAGUGGGACCUAGCUGGAGAGAAGAGGCUCUCCCCUCAAGGAGAAGCCAGGGAGGAAGGCUGGGGUCCUCCUGUCCUCAGCAACCCACCCGGGGAGGAGAAGCAAGGUCCUGACUCUGACCUGUCAUCUGAGGAAUUUGAGGACCUGGGGACUGAGGCCUCUUUUCUUCCAGGGGUUCCCAAGGGGGCGGCGGAUCAUCUGGGCCAGGUUCCUUCAGUACAGGAGCCUGAAUGCUGGGAUCAGGGCGGGGAGUCUGACGGCUUUGCUGAUGAAGAGGAGAGUGGGGAGGAGGGAGAAGAAGAGCAUGGGGAAGAGGCUGGGUCAGGGGCUCAGUGGUGGGGGCCAGGGCCCUCUGGUGGGGGUUUCAAGGUCCAGGAUAUCACCCAAAGAGGGGACCUCCUGGAACAGGGAUCUGUGGGUGUCAGUGGUCCUUGGGAUGAUGGCUUAAGAGGCACUGCAGCUAAUAGCUCUGUGACUGCCCUGGACACUGAGUCUCAGGACAGCGCUGAACCUUCUGGGUCAGAGGAGUCUGAGUCUGUUUCCUUGGAGGGAGAGGACCAUUUGGAUGCCCCCCAAGAGGUGACUAGCAUGGUCCCAGGGGUUGGAGAUACCCAGAGCCCCAACUCGGAGUUAGAGCACAUGAAUGGAAGGGUGGACAAUGGAUUGGAGCAGUCUGAGGGGCAGGAAGGUCUGGAUGGGGACCAGGACCAGGGACGCCUUUUACAGGAACAGGAAGUGGGUGCCCUAAAGGCCCCUUUGGUAGUUUCUCCUGUGCACCUAGGCCCAAGUCAGUCCCUGGAAUUCCCUCUGAGUGGAGUAGAUGGAGAUUCCUGGUCCUCAGAGGAAGACUAGAGAAUGCUUCUCUGGCUCUGAAGACUUAAUGGUAGAGGGGAUGUCCUUCCUGAUCUGGGCCAGAACCCUUAGCUUUGAUAGCUUGACCUGUGGUGUCCUGAAGAGGGGGCUGGCUGAGGGAGAUGAGGUCUUGUCAGGGCCUCCUGAAGGCUCAAGCCAGGUGAGCCCCUGUAGUUCUAGGCCGCCUUUCUUCUGCAUCUCACCUGCUGGAAGAAGCCUGGGCUCAGAGCUUUCGCAGGGGCUGCUCUGGCCAGGUCUUGUGAGCCCCGCCUGUCUACAGUAGUGCCAUCCCCACAAGGUCAGGCCUGGCCUAUGCCCAGAGGAGCUGAGGGCAGCAAUUAUGACUGACCUUUCACCUCAUCUCAGCCUGCUGAGACUUUGUUCUGCUCUUUCUUGAUUAAAUAAAGUUGCAUCCCUCCCUA
Molecule: messenger RNA, 5821 nt
Organism: Alexandromys fortis (reed vole)
Lineage: Eukaryota; Metazoa; Chordata; Mammalia; Rodentia; Cricetidae
Gene: Nes
Product: nestin
Exons: 4
Coding region: 129-5399 (1756 amino acids)
Biological process (GO): positive regulation of intermediate filament depolymerization
Cellular component (GO): intermediate filament
Molecular function (GO): intermediate filament binding; CCR5 chemokine receptor binding
Source: RefSeq, a predicted model, not a curated record